UUCCAUUCCCACUUUAAGCUAGCUUUCAUUUCAUUAUAGUUUGCUCACAGUAAGAGAUGAUGUUAGAGUGAUCGAUGUUCAGGUAAGUCUACUCUUCCAUUUCUGAUUAUUGAUAAUUAAUCUUAGCCAAUAAUUGAAUUUUGAGAUCAUGAACUCUGCAAAAAUUGAAAAAUCUCUUCGAGAUUGGAAACUGCCCCCAUCUUCACCCUCGGAUGUCUUUAAGCGAAGACGUUUCCUCAAUUUUUCUUCUGAACCUUCUUGUAUAAUCAAAACCGUAGAGAAAGAAAUUCCCUUAUCUGAGGAAUACGCAUCGUUUCCUCUCUUCACCGAUCAUCUUCAAAGAGUUUACAAAAACCAAUACGCCUACCUUCAUAUGGGAAUGAUUCAGGUGGGUGUGAAACCUACGAAGCUAGGCUCGAACACCUCUGUAAUAAUAUCCCUUCGCGACAAGAGAUUUCUAAAAUUUGAUGAAUCUUUGUUAGGAUUGGUUGAAUCAAGUCUAUGCGAUGGCCCCAUUUAUUUCUCCUACUUUCCUACCCAUUUUGUUAGUUUGUCAGAUCCUCAUCUGAGCGAAACCUUCACCAUUGAUAUCAAAACCCAAGGAUGUAGUAAGGAUGAGAACGUGAUUCUCAUGUAUAAAUUCCACUAUAAAGCGACGAAUAGUAAUAACAUUGACGAGAAAAAUGUGUCGCGUAGUCUCGUUGAUGGGGAUCGAGAAACGACUUUGUUUCUUACUAAUAUUUUUGGUGGGAGAAAUCGUGUGGUUUCGAAGAAGAUCUACUGGGAUCAGGUUUCAUUGCCUGAGGCAUGGAUGGAUAGAAACGACGGCGGUGGCGGCUCAGUUUCCUCCGGUGAGGCUCGCAUCGACUGGAAGGAGGCGGCGGAGGCGCACGUGUUGAAGGUGGAUGUUCCCGGAUUCAAAAAGGGGGAAGUUAGGGUUGAGGUUGAAGGCGGUAGAGUUCUCCAAAUUAGUGGGGAGAGGAGGAAGGAGGAGGAGGAGAGCGAUGGCAAGUGGCAUUGUGAGGAGAGGAGCGGCGGAGGGAGAUUCCUCCGCCGCGUGACGAUGCCGGAGAAUGCCAAAUUGGGUGAGGUGAAGGUGAGUUUGGAGGAUGGGGUGCUGACGGUGACGGUGCCCAAGGGGGAAGUCCAACGGAAGCCGGAAGUGGUGGUUAUCGAUAUUUCUGGUUAAAGCAAAUCAUGUUCCGGUGUGGACGAUGAAGCGGCGAUUUGUUGGUAAGACGUUUCUCCUCCAAUCAAUAGGUCCAACCAAUAGAUCGGGGUUCUAGUCACCUAGUGUGGGUAUGUAAUAACAAUUAAAAAAAAUAAAAAAUUUUGUUCCAUGUGUGCAAUUAGUGCCAUGUUGUGUAAAUAGUGUAAGAACAGAGUGAUUCUGUAUUUCUGUUUUGAUGUGUAAUAUUGAAACGGGCGUUGUUUAAAGGUGAUAGAUUCUAGAUAA
Salvia miltiorrhiza (redroot sage) is the source of this 1456-nucleotide messenger RNA. RefSeq lists its product as uncharacterized. The record is from RefSeq and is a predicted model, not a curated record. Gene Ontology annotation, biological process: protein folding; protein complex oligomerization; response to heat. Lineage: Eukaryota; Viridiplantae; Streptophyta; Magnoliopsida; Lamiales; Lamiaceae. The transcript has a single exon. The coding region runs from base 149 to 1189 and encodes 346 amino acids.